AUGGCUUCUUCUGUAUCUGGGCCUGUUCCUUUGCCGGCCUCCCGCUAUGACUUGAGCACAUAUUUGGGCCGUGUGCGCCAUUGCGCCGAGAUUUCAGAUCCCACCAUGUUGUUGAAUACCACCAAAGACAUCGAAACAGCAAAAAUGAAAGUUUGGGACUACAAAAACGGUGUGAUACCCAAAAUGACCGAAGAAUUAUGGAAAGCCAAGAAAGUUUUGGACUCUUCUGUACAUCCCGAUACAGGAGAGACGGUGGUUUUACCCUUUAGAAUGAGCUCUUGUGUACUUUCCAACUUGGUAGUUACAGCCGGUAUGCUCACACCAGGCUUGGGAACCGCAGGAACACUUUUUUGGCAGAUUGCAAACCAGUCGCUCAAUGUGGCUAUCAAUACAGCUAAUUCAAACAAGAGUCAUCCGCUCACCACGAAGCAAAUCGCUACCAAUUAUACUUGGGCCGUGGGUGCUUCAUGUUCUGUUGCUCUUGGACUCAAUGCUCUCGUUCCUAAAUUGAAAAAUAUUUCUCCUCUGACAAAGACAGUUUUGACCAGAUUGGUUCCAUUUGCAGCCGUGGCUUCGGCGGGUAUUCUCAAUGUCUUUUUGAUGAGAAGCGAGGAGAUUAGAAAGGGAAUAUCUGUAUUUGACGCUGAUGGAAAAGAUAGAGGAAAUUCUAAAAUUGCAGCAUGGUAUGCUGUCGGCGAGACUGCAGCUAGCAGAGUUAUUAACUCAACUCCGAUCAUGGUAGUUCCACCAUUGAUCCUUGUCAGAUUGCAAAAACUGAAAUUUCUCAGAGGAAAGCCAAAAUCUUUCGAAGUUUUGACUAACAUUGGUUUGAUCUUUGUAACGUCUUUAGCCGUACUUCCUUUUGCGUUGGCGGUUUUUCCACAAAGACAAGCAUUGGCGGUGCUGAGUUUGGAACCUAAAUUUCAAGGGUUGAAGGAUAAGAACGGAAACGAGGUGACACAGUUGGAGUUCAACAGAGGUAUUUAA
Molecule: messenger RNA, 987 nt
Organism: Meyerozyma guilliermondii ATCC 6260
Lineage: Eukaryota; Fungi; Ascomycota; Pichiomycetes; Serinales; Debaryomycetaceae
Exons: 1
Coding region: 1-987 (328 amino acids)
Biological process (GO): mitochondrial transmembrane transport; monoatomic ion transport
Cellular component (GO): mitochondrial inner membrane
Molecular function (GO): monoatomic ion transmembrane transporter activity
Source: RefSeq, a predicted model, not a curated record